AUGGCCAGCUACCCCGAGCCCGAGGACGCCGCGGGGGCCCUGCUGGCCCCGGAGCCCGCCCGCGCGGCCAAGGAGCCCGAGGCGCCGGCGCCCCCGAGCCCGAGCAAGGGCGGCGGCGGCGGCGGCGGCGGCGCCGGGACAGCCCCGGAGAAGCCCGACCCGGCGCAGAAGCCCCCGUACUCGUAUGUGGCGCUGAUCGCCAUGGCGAUCCGCGAGAGCGCCGAGAAGAGGCUCACGCUGUCCGGCAUCUACCAGUACAUCAUCGCCAAGUUCCCGUUCUACGAGAAGAACAAGAAGGGCUGGCAGAAUAGCAUCCGCCACAACCUCAGCCUCAACGAGUGCUUUAUCAAGGUGCCGCGCGAGGGCGGCGGCGAGCGCAAGGGCAACUACUGGACGCUGGACCCGGCCUGCGAGGACAUGUUCGAGAAGGGCAACUACCGGCGCCGCCGCCGCAUGAAGCGGCCCUUCCGGCCGCCGCCCGCGCACUUCCAGCCCGGCAAGGGGCUCUUCGGGGCCGGAGGCGCCGCGGCUGGCUGCGGCGUGGCGGGCGCAGGGGCCGACGGCUACGGCUACCUGGCGCCCCCCAAGUACCUGCAGUCCGGCUUCCUCAACAACUCGUGGCCGCUCCCGCAGCCGCCCUCGCCCAUGCCCUACGCCUCCUGCCAGAUGGCGGCGGCCGCGGCGGCGGCGGCGGCGGCGGCCGCGGCCGCGGGCCCGGGAAGUCCCGGCGCGGCCGCGGUGGUCAAGGGGCUGGCGGGCCCGGCCGCCUCGUACGGGCCGUACUCUCGCGUGCAGAGCAUGGCGCUGCCUCCGGGCGUAGUGAACUCGUACAACGGCCUGGGAGGCCCGCCGGCCGCGCCCCCGCCGCCGCCGCCGCCGCACCCCCACUCGCAUCCGCACGCACACCAUCUACACGCGGCCGCCGCCGCGCCCCCGCCGGCCCCGCCGCACCACGGGGCCGCCGCACCGCCCCCGGGCCAGCUCAGCCCCGCCAGCCCGGCCACCGCCGCGCCCCCGGCGCCGGCGCCCCCCAACGCGCCCGGCCUGCAGUUCGCCUGCGCCCGGCAGCCCGAGCUCGCCAUGAUGCAUUGCUCUUACUGGGACCACGACAGCAAGACCGGUGCGCUGCACUCGCGCCUCGAUCUCUGA
Messenger RNA from Eptesicus fuscus (big brown bat), 1149 nucleotides. It is a transcript of the gene FOXL2, whose product is annotated as forkhead box L2. Bases 1 to 1149 code for a protein of 382 amino acids. Gene Ontology annotation, molecular function: RNA polymerase II cis-regulatory region sequence-specific DNA binding; DNA-binding transcription factor activity, RNA polymerase II-specific. The record is from RefSeq and is a predicted model, not a curated record. The transcript has a single exon. Gene Ontology annotation, biological process: anatomical structure morphogenesis; regulation of transcription by RNA polymerase II; cell differentiation. NCBI's taxonomy places the organism in Eukaryota, Metazoa, Chordata, Mammalia, Chiroptera, Vespertilionidae.